AUGUGCUCUAUAUGCUCAUGAAGUCUAUUAGAACUGUUAUUUGGUGUACACUGAUCAUUAAGUUUAUUAUUAGCUUGAUAAUUUCUAAAAUAUUAUCCGCGUUUUAUUUGUAUUUGGCACCAUGUUUUUGAACUUUAUCUUUGAAGUUAUUUCAUUCGAUUUUUUGAUAUAUAGGCUAAUAGAUAUAUUCCGUCAAUCAGUUUGUUCAAACUAUAUCUAGCAUAACCGAAUAUGUAUCUUUGCUCUUGUUAGUUCGUGAUUUUUUCAUUGACACACUUAUCAUAAUUCUUGAUCGCCACAUUUGUGAUUCUCGACUUUGCGACGUUAGGAGAUUACGUUGUUUUCAGUACCUUUAUGUUUAACUCACAUUAGACUUAUAUGCGCUGUUAUUUGAUUUGCCACGAUAAAGUCGUUGAAGUCUUCUCGCUUUUAAGAAUUUUGCCUUCUCUGUUGUUUGCUCAAAAUAUCUUAUUAAUUUGUUUUGUUGAGAACCGUGAGACUUUAAUAAAAAUAUGCUAGAGUUCCAUUCAUCGGCUAUAGGGGAAAUGACACUCAAUUCGUGAAAAGUUGUAAAUGACAUCUCACAUUACACAUCGUUGAUCUUUAAUACCGAAUCAUGGACUUAAGUCCGAAGUUUACAUUCUUAUAACUUACAUCUUGGACAUAUUAACUAUUCUUAUUUGUUCCUAAUCUUUCAGUGUUCCUAUUUUUGGUUCGCUGGUUAGGUCUGAACUCGUUGUACUACUACAUUCCCAUUUGAAAGUAAAAUGCGUAUUUGGUGCUCACAGUUUAAUUUCAAGUAAUUGCAGACAUUAGAUAAGACCAAUUAAAUAAUUUAGCAAAGUAUUUUGAUUUAAGUCUUUUAAGAGUUUUACUUAUAAGACACUAGAAAAAUUUGGUGAAAAAACGCCAAAACGUUUUUCAAAUUGUUCAUAUUUUCGUUUUAUUAUAUACCGUGAUUAAGUGCAAAUGUCUUACAAUGCGUUAAGUGAUCGUAAUGUUCACAUAUAUGCUUUUUAUUUGAAGUAGGUGGGUAUUAAAAUUGUUGCAGCCGAAUGUUUGUCCGUAAGUAUUUUUUCGCGCGUUUGUAGUUCGGAAUUUAGUUAUGGAUUUGUUUUUUUGUUGUGCAGUUUCCAUAGUUGGUUCAUUCAUGUAUUUCGCGUCUGAGAUGUUUCAAUUAAUAAUACAUCUAAAACCCUGGACUAUUGAGUUGGAAUUCGUAGCUUCUUUUCAUUAAAGGGUAGAUUCAAAUUAUGUAGGCAUAAAGGGUGAUCAUUUUGUUUAGAUCUUCAUGACUUGGUGAAAUUCUUGAGUGCUUCACAGAAGACCAACCGUCAGUUACUAGUUUAGCAGUGUAACUGACGUGUCUUACUAUAGGGAUAUGCGAUCGGUUUUGGGGCAAGAGCUUGUACUCUCCAAAUUGAAGUGGGUUAAAAGCUGGGCCUUCUAAACACUAAUUAACAAACCCACUAAAACUGUAGGGCACACAGAAUUUCAGUAAGCUGCAUCGCAUAAGUGGCUGCUAUCAUUUAUAUGCAUUGAUGUACUCUCAAAAGGACUUGGAAAUUGCUACAUUGGAAUCGUUGUAGGUAAAUAUUUGGAGAUUGUAAUAAGUAGUUUCAGAUGAAGGCUAUGCGAAAGUGUUGGCAUAGUCCUACUUUUUUCGGCAUACUUCCUUUCUUGAUAGACCAAUAAAUAGUUUUCUUACAUAUAACCAUUGUUUAUUUGAGUUUUCGUAAUCUCAUUCACUCAUUAUCUUCAAGCUUUUUAGAUGUCAAUUAGUGAUGAAGAUGCUGAUAAUCCUCUACUGGAAAGAAAAUAUUCCAUAACUCGUGAAAUUUAUACUAUGGACAAAUUUCUACAACACUAUCCUAAAUCGCCAGAAGUACAAAAAUCAUUUUCGCCAUAUAAGAUUUUGAAAAAAUGCACUUGUUCGAAAUUCGCCAGCCUCCUAUCCUUUGUUUUCCCAUUUUAUUCUGUUUUGGCUCCUUUUUACAACCUACAAUCAUUUUUAUCAGAUCUGGUUGCUGGCUUAACACUUUCAAUAGUCCAUAUACCCCAAGGAAUGGCAUAUGGUGUUUUGGCCGGAGUAAAACCAAUCAAUGGAUUGUACACCUCAUUUUUUCCUGCUCUGAUUUACUUCUUUUUUGGGACUUCACGCCAUGUCUCUAUAGGUACAUUUUCUGUUGUUUCACUUUUAACGGCUGAUCCUGUUGAUAGAUUAACAUCAUUAUUCGAUGUAAACAAUCAUUCUUUAGAAAAAUAUGAUAUUUUUAAUGAAAAACAAAUAGAUGAUUUUCGUUUAACUGUUGUUAUAACAGUAUGUAUUUUGACUGGAUUAUUUCAAGUCGCUUUAGGUAUUCUUCGUCUUGGUGUACUAGUAGUUUAUAUAUCGGAACCAUUAUUAAGUGGCUUUACUUGUGCAUCUGCUGUUCAUGUGUUCACUAGUCAAUUAAAUGGAUUAUUUGGUAUACGAUUAAAUCGUGCUACAGGACCUUUCCGUGUUUUUUAUAUAAUUAAUAAUUUUAUUCAUAUUAUCAAAGAAACUAAUCUUGUUACAUUAUUAAUAUCAAUGAUAUGUAUUACAAUUAUAUGGUGUUUUAAACAUUUUAUCAAUCCAAAAGUUUCAGCUAUACUACGCUUUACAAUUCCAAUUGAAUUAAUUGUGCUUACUGCUGGUACUGUUAUAUCAAAAUUUGGUCUAUUAAAUCAACGUUAUGGGGUGUCGAUUGUCGGUGAAAUUCCUGUAGGUUUACCAUCACCCGUAUUACCGGAUAUUCGACUAGUACCAGAAGUUUUAAUGGAAUCAAUCAUUGUAUCGUUUGUUUCAUUAGCUACAACAAUUUCUUUAGUUAAAUUAUAUGCAAAGAAAGGUGGUUAUAAUGUUGGUUAUACUCAAGAACUGAAUGCACUAGGCUUGUCCAAUGUAAUAUCUGGAUUUUUUCGUUGUCAACCCUCAUCUGGUGCUUUGGCUCGGACUUCAGUUGCUAGUAACGUUGGAAUGUGUUCUCAAGUUGCUUCUUUGAUUUCUUGUUGUAUUCUUUUACUUGUUAUUACUGUGAUUGGACAAUUUUUACAAACUGUUCCAAAGUGUAUCUUAUCAUCAAUUAUUGUCGUAUCGCUUGAAAGUAUCUUCUUACAAAUUAUGGAUUUACGUGCAUUAUAUCGUGUUUCCAUAUAUGAUAUGCUUAUAUGGCUUGUAACAUUCAUGGCCACCGUGUUUAUUGAUGUCCCGAUAGGUUUAUUAACUGGUUUGUGUUUCUCCCUACUAACUGUAUUAUAUCGUACACAGUCGACAUAUUAUUAUGAACUUGGCCAAAUUCCCAACACAAAUAUUUAUGUUGAUUUAAAGAGAUAUGAUGAAGCUAUAAAACUUCCCAAUAUUCUUAUAUUAAAAUAUGGUGGUCCAUUGUAUUAUGCCAAUUCAGAAUCUUUUCAAAAUUGGAUAUAUCAAAUGACCAAUAUUAAUCCACAUAAAUUGAUUAAACAACGUCAACGUAUCAAACAACAAUUGGACCGUAAGCAACAACAACAACAACAACUUAAUGAAGAAAAUCUGAAUCAGUAUCAACAUAAUAGACAUAAUCGAUUGUCUUUUGUUAAAAAUGUAAUAAAACGAAUCAAAUUGAAUAAAAAGAAAGAUUGUGGUAAAUUUCCACAUAUUUCACAACUUACGACGGAUAUUAAUGAUAGUAAAAAUGACAAUGAUCUUACUGAUCAAUUGAAAUUUAUUAUCUUAGAUAUAUCAUCAUGGAUUUAUUUGGAUUUUGUCGGUAUGAGAACUAUUACUGAUAUAAUUAAAAGUUAUGCUGAAUUAGAUAUUCGUAUAUUAUUCACUAUAUGUGAUCCACAAAUUUAUACAGUAUUAAUAAGUGAUAAUUUAACAUCAUCACAAAUUCAACAUAAUUCAUUUAUUAGUAUACAUGAUGCUGUAAUCUAUUGUCAAAAUAUACUUUCUACUACUACUGUUACUACUACUACUACUACUACUAAUAAUAAUGAUAAUUCAAAGAAUCCAAUCGGCGACAAAACUAUAAAUUUACCCAUUCAAAAUAUCCCAGUGACUUAUUGUAAUUCAACAGUUACAGUAGAUAUUAUUACAGAUAAAUUAUGA
Schistosoma bovis is the source of this 4114-nucleotide messenger RNA. The record is from the annotation of a GenBank genome assembly. Lineage: Eukaryota; Metazoa; Platyhelminthes; Trematoda; Strigeidida; Schistosomatidae.